UAUUUUGGCUCGUUCAGYCCCUCUUAAAUAGUUACCAGAAUCAUUAUUCAUAUUUCCACAACAAGUGAGAAAAACAUGAAUACAGUUUCUUAUAUAGCCAUUUUGCAGCGUGAACUCAGGAAUAAUAGUUGUCAGGUUUCUUUCUUUAUUGACCCCCGACAAGCUGAUGUCGUCAUUUCCCCAAUGCUUAAGAGGAAACGAUAUUCUCGUUAAUGUUGGUCUGAGAAGAGUAGUAAAAGAAAGAGGGAGGAAAGGAUAGAGAAAAGGGAGUAGGGCCAAGAGACGUAAAUCAACCCUUUCUCUUGGCGCCAAAUAAUAUAAAACGUGAUUAAACGUCUAAUUUCGUCGAUUAAAGUUAAUGUAAGCAAUCGUGGGAAUAUUGUUAUUUGUAGCCAGUUGAGGUAAUGUGGUAGUUAGCUUGCUAAAUAUCUAGCAACGCAAUCAUUUUACCUAAUCUUGCCCCACUCAAGAAACAAUAUUAAUUUGGCGAUCUAGUUAGCUAUAUCAAUACAACAGCUUGCAAGAUAGGUAGCUAGUUUCUUCAAGGCGGUCGUUAUAAUACAGCAAUAUGGGGAUUAGGCAAGGUGGGAGGCUCGACUCUUAGCUACCUGUUUAGAACAUUUGAGAAGUAGUAAGUAACCUGAUGAUUUUAAGUCACGUUUUACAACCUACAUCUAGCUGGGAGGAAGUCAAACAAAGCGAAGGAGAAGAAACAGGCUCGCCUGGCGGAGAGGGCAGCCAUGGAUGCUGUGUGUGCCAAGGUGGACAGAGCAAAUAAGCUGGAUGACCCUCUGGCUGCUUUCCCCAUCUUUAAAAAGUAUGACAGAAACGGGUUGAAUCUCCAGAUAGAGUGUAAGAGAGUGUCCACCCUCAACCCUAUCUCUGUGGAGUGGGCCUAUGAACUAACCAGGACCAACAUGCAAACACUGUACGAGCAGAGUGAGUGGGGAUGGAAGGAGAGAGAAAAGCGGGAUGAGAUGAAUGAUGAGAGGGCGUGGUAUCUCCUGGCCCGAGACACAGACUCCUCCCCCGUGGCCUUCUCUCACUUCCGAUUCGACGUCGAGUGCGGGGAGGAGGUGCUAUACUGUUAUGAGGUCCAGUUGGAGAGCAGAGUAAGGAGGAAAGGACUGGGCAAGUUCCUCAUCCAGAUACUACAGCUCAUUGCCAACAGCACACAGAUGAAGAAGGUAAUGUUAACAGUAUUCAAACACAACCACGGGGCGUACCAGUUCUUCAGGGAAGCCUUACAGUUUGAGAUCGAUGACACCUCCCCUAGUAUGUCUGGUUGCUGCGGUGACGACUGCACCUAUGAGAUCCUGUCGCGGCGGACCAAACACGCGGAGGCCUCGGGUCACAGCCAUGGGGGAGGGGGGCACUGUGGGGGCUGCUGCCACUGAGGGACAUGAUUACUUCCAGUUCCCGUUUCACCACGUCCUGGUCCCAUGCUCUAAACCCUCCCACUUUCCUAAUCAUCUUUACCUUUCCCACCAACGCCCAAUCGUACACCCCCCUUUAAGCCCCAAAACUGACAGACCCCCGACCCCCUCUUUUCUGUCCUGUGUCGCACCUUCCCUCGCCCCUCCAUAUUCCACCUCUUUCUCUUCCAUUCUAUUGUGCCCCGUCUGUCCACCCCUCCUUCUCUUCAACAGCUUUCUUAACAGUCCUAAGGCUCCAUCUCAGUAAUCGUAAUGUGCGUACUAUUAUGGAUAGAGCAGUGUAUUGGCCAAGCAUUCUGAAUGGUAGACUAGGGUGGAUGUUGGGACAAGAGCCGUACAAAUGUAUUUCUUAGUUUGAUGAGGUAUUCUGUAGAUACUUUGCACCCCCUCGCUCUUUCGCUCUUUUUCUCCCUCGCUCUCUCAUCACAGAAAUACACAGAGCCUCUGAUCAGUUUCAGUUUAUUUUCUACAGUUUUCAAAAUGCAAUUGGAUGUCAGGAAGACCCACUGUUGCCAUGUUAAGACCCCUGGCUCCUCCCUAACAACCCCUUCAGUAGUUUGCAUGGCAACCAAGUCACAAAAAUGUUUGUUUUUCUAGAUGAUCUUUUCAAUAGAUUUCACCACCCAGAUGAUUUAGGUCCUGAAAUGGCACCGUAUUCCCUUUACAUAUACAGGGGAUACAGUGCCAUUUGGCCCGCACACUGUGUUGCUGCCAGCAUUGUGGGCCUUGUUGCCAUCUCUGUUUACAUACAGAAACCUUCAGGAUAUUGUAGUGACCUGGGUUGCCAGAUUGGGAUGUUUCCAUAGAAGUCUAUGCGAUUGACCCUGUAACUGUUAGUGUCGAUCUCAAAUUGCACCCCAAUCCCUUUAUAGUUUAAUACUUUCGACCAGGACUCUUAGAAACCCUUCGGUAGUUUGCAUGGCAUGUCACAAAAACAGUGUGCAGUAGAAAGUAGUGCACUAUAAAGGAAAUAGGGUGCCAUUUGGGACGUAGUGAAUGGAAAGAAACUCAACAGAUUGGCAUCUCACCCAGGCUUAAAAAAGUAAGACAUUUCACUUGUGCAUUGUAUAUACAGUGCAUUCGGAAAGUAUUCAGACCCCUUGACUUUUUCCCAAUAAAAAUUAGG
Messenger RNA from Salvelinus sp. IW2-2015, 2562 nucleotides. Lineage: Eukaryota; Metazoa; Chordata; Actinopteri; Salmoniformes; Salmonidae. The record is from RefSeq and is a predicted model, not a curated record.